GAAGGGGAGGGCAGCUGUCAGCUUAGCACCUGCUGGGUGUCAGGCAACGCACUUGAUUCAUUGCCCCUAAUCCUCACAGUCAUUUUCUUGGGGAGAAACUUUGUUAUUUUCUCUUUUAUAGCUGAAACAACUGAAGCCCAGAGAGGUUGAGUGAUCUGCCUAAGGUCACACAGCUAGUAAGUGAUGGAAGCAGGACUGCAAUCCAGAUCAUGUGGGCUCCAAAGGUGGCGACUAUGAUUUCCCUCCAGCCGCCUAGGUUGUUACUGAGCCAACCUGGGUCCACUGGCUCCUGUGCAGUAAAGCAAGUCAUCUGACACAGGUUGUGGUGAAGGAUAGUGCGGUAUUUCUUGCAGGCCUUCAGCAAGGAGUCCAGGACAGCUAAUGUUCAAAACACCCAAACUCCCGGUGGAUUUCUUGAAAGCAUUGUUAAAGUCUCAGGGUAGUGAUCAGCUCCUCCUCUUGUUGGUUGAUGGUGAGGUCACAGGGUAGGAUCACAUGGGUUCACGUGAUCAAUCCUCAGGUGCUGAAAGGCUAGGAGCUAUGUGCUCAUGGUCAUCAGGUAGUUAAUUUCUUCCAUGUGGUAGGGAUUUUAUCAUCUGUAAAACAACUCAGGAAGUGCACGUCAGAUACUAUUAUCUGGGUACUGCAGAGAGGAGCCACCGCAAAGGCUAUGGGGGAGGGGUCUGUUCCCAGCCCCAUAGGGUCCUGCUCGGUUACAAGGUGACCCACUGGCACAGUCCCUACUUCUUCGCCUACUUCCCCACGGCCAGCUCGUACCCGGCCAUGCUCGCGGACAUGCUGUGUGGGGCCAUCGGCUGCAUCGGCUUCUCCUGGGCUGCCAGCCCAGCGUGCACAGAGCUCGAGACAGUGAUGAUGGACUGGCUGGGGAAGAUGGUGCAGCUGCCAGAGGCGUUUCUGGCUGGAGAAGCUGGAGAAGGCGGCGGGGUGAUCCAGGGAACUGCCAGUGAAGCUACCCUGGUGGCCCUGCUGGCCGCUCGGACCAAAGUGACCCGACGCCUGCAGGCUGCCUCCCCGGAGCUGACGCAGGCUGCCAUCAUGGAGAAGUUGGUGGCCUACGCGUCUGACCAGGCACAUUCCUCCGUGGAAAAAGCCGGCUUAAUUGGCGGAGUGAGAUUAAAAGCCAUCCCUUCUGAUGGCAAGUUUGCCAUGCGAGCUUCCGCGCUGCAGGAGGCCCUGGAGAGAGACAAGGCAGCCGGCCUGAUUCCUUUCUUCGUGGUGGCUACACUGGGGACCACGGCCUGCUGCUCCUUUGACAACCUCUUAGAAGUGGGGCCCAUUUGUCACGAGGAGGGCUUGUGGCUGCACGUGGAUGCCGCCUACGCGGGCAGCGCCUUCAUCUGCCCUGAGUUCCGGCAUCUUCUGAAUGGCGUGGAGUUUGCAGAUUCAUUUAACUUUAAUCCCCACAAAUGGCUCUUGGUGAAUUUUGACUGCUCUGCCAUGUGGGUGAAAAAGAGGACAGACCUGACCGGAGCCUUCAGGCUGGAUCCGGUCUACCUGAGGCACAGCCACCAGGACUCAGGGCUUAUCACUGACUACAGGCACUGGCAGCUGCCGCUGGGCCGGAGGUUCCGCUCUUUGAAGAUGUGGUUUGUUUUUAGGAUGUACGGAGUCAAGGGACUGCAGGCCUAUAUCCGCAAGCACGUCCAGCUGUCCCAUGCAUUUGAGGCAUUGGUGCGCCAGGACACCCGCUUUGAAAUCUGUGCAGAAGUCAUUCUGGGACUGGUCUGUUUCCGGCUAAAGGGUUCCAACAAACUGAACGAAGCUCUUCUGGAAAGCAUAAACAGUGCCAAAAAAAUCCACUUGGUCCCUUGUUCCCUGAGAGACCGGUUCGUGCUGCGCUUUGCCAUCUGCUCACGCACAGUGGAGCUGGCCCACGUGCAGCUGGCCUGGGAGCACAUCCAGGAGAUGGCGGCCAUGGUGUUAAAAGCACAGGGGGAGGAAAAGGAAGAGAUCAAAAAUUGAAAUUAUCUGAAGACUGGGAUGAGAGGAAACUGUAUCAGCCCAGCUCCUUGGAACCCAGCCUGUAUGUGGCACAUGCUUUUCCAGUUCAGUUCAGUGGCUCAGUCGUAUCUGACUCUUUGUGAUCCCAUGGACUGCAGCACGCCAGGCUUUACUGUCCAUCACCAACUCCCAGAGUUUACUCAAACUCAUGUUCAUCAAGCCAGUGAUGCCAUCCAACCAUCUCAUCCUCUGUCAUCCCCUUUUCCUCCCGCCUUCAGUCUUUCCCCAGAGUUAUCCAGAAAGAAUCCCAUGAUUGCACCUUUUCAGCCACUCAUCAAUGAAGAAAUAUUAUUUGCUACAAGUUAACCUCAGUGAAUAUAGCUUUUCUCCAUUAUUUGGCUGUGACUUCUGUUGAUUAAAAAAUCACAUGUUUCUAUGCCUUUGAAGUUGUCAGUGGGGUAAAUAAAGCCUUAUUGAAAUAUCAUCCAGGGUGAUCUAUGAUUAUGGGAUUUAUACCUGUGGUAUUUAAAUUGUCCUGUCAUGUGGCUUAGUGCUUAAUAAACAGUGUGAAGUGUUAUGC
Molecule: messenger RNA, 2542 nt
Organism: Bubalus bubalis (water buffalo)
Lineage: Eukaryota; Metazoa; Chordata; Mammalia; Artiodactyla; Bovidae
Gene: DDC
Product: dopa decarboxylase
Exons: 14
Coding region: 784-1983 (399 amino acids)
Biological process (GO): catecholamine metabolic process; amino acid metabolic process; serotonin biosynthetic process
Molecular function (GO): pyridoxal phosphate binding; aromatic-L-amino-acid decarboxylase activity
Source: RefSeq, a predicted model, not a curated record